This is a messenger RNA of Effrenium voratum, 2771 nucleotides long. The record is from the annotation of a GenBank genome assembly. Lineage: Eukaryota; Dinophyceae; Suessiales; Symbiodiniaceae.
CGAGACACACACGCACACAUUGUCAAGAACAGCGUGCUUGCAGCCCUCGCCAACAACAAUGUUCCGAAUGCUGCUGGUUGCCCUGCUUGUCACUGGAGGACUCGCUCAAUCUCAAGAUACGGUGGUGCUGCAGCAGGCAAAUGCCACGGUGGACAAGUAUUGUUCGGUGGCAUUGUCCGAGCUUGAUGUGGAAGGAGCCCGCCAGGAUCUGGAGACAGGUGCUGGUGAGGACAAUGUCAUCUACCAAGCCAUUGUGAAUGCCGGCCUUGCGGUGCAAGAAGGCCAGACACCCGAGGAGCUCACAGAGGUCCUGCAGCAGGUCGCUGACCCGGGCUUUGUGGCGGGCAAGGCGUUUGCCAUCGUGCUCUCCAUCGUCCUUUUUGUGAUGUGGGUCCUGUGCUGCUGGUUUGUGUGCUGCCCGUGCUUCUGCAGGGUAUGCUGCUGCUGCUGCCAGAAGCCCACAGACCUGGGGAAAUCGAGGAUUUGCCAGGCCAUUCUGUGGCUCAUUUUCAUCUCCAUCGGGAUCGCUGCCGUGAUUCUGGUCUCGUUGAGCUUGAGGGGGUACACCAACAUCGACGAGGGCAUUCAGGGCACCGCCUGCUCGGCGGCACAGCUCGUCAAGGACGGCGUGGGCGGCAGCACCGAGCUGAACUUCAUCGGUCUGCUCCCGGCCAUCAACGAGCUUGAGCGCUUGGCCAACACCUUGAACGCAGGCUCAUCGUUCAUGACCACCUUGGACAACAUCGUGGCAUCAACGUCUGAGAUUGACAGGGCCGUGGCGCUUGUGAGCGGCACCUUGCAGCGCAUGCAGGACUAUGUGAGCGAUCCGGUGAAUCAAGAACCCACUGGCUACAUGCACGAGUGCACAGUGUGCGCCCCCCUGGCUACCUCGCUGGUGCCUGUGCUUAGCGCCUUCAACGGCGGUGUGGGUAACGCCCUGAGUUCGACACGAGCAGAGGUUGCGCAGCAGCUGCAGGGCCCGGGGCUCGCGGACAUGCGCAGCUCCAUCCAGGAGGCCAUGUCGCCCAUUCGCGAAGCGAAGACGCAGAUCCUGGAUACGGUGGGCUUCUUCGUGAAGCCUGAUGGCUUCCAGAAGGAGACCGAGAUUGUGAACGGCGACAACUCCGCGCUUCAGCCGUCCAUCUUGGCACUCUUCGCGAUCUACCUGCUCAUCUUCUUUGCCGGUUUCUGCGCUCUGGGCGGCUUCUGCGCGAAGCACAAGGGCAAGUCAGAGAAGGAUCACUGCUGCGUGCGCUUCUCUAUGGGAUGCAGCAUGUGCAGUGCUUGCAUUUACUCCAUGGUCGUGCUGAUGAUUGGUGGCAUCAUGGUGAUUGUUGCAAUGGUGGGAAGCGGAACAUGCCUGGUGCUGCUCGACUUCAACCAGGAAAUGGGCGAGAGCCUGAUGGCAGCUUUGGGUCAAGAGGUGGAUCCCACCUUGCAGAUGGCCCUAACCAUCGCCGACAGGUGCCUGUCGCUGGAGUCCACCACCACGAGUGCCAACGCCACCCGGAACCUUGCGGACAUCAUCAAGAUCCCUUCCACAAGCAACGCGAGCCAGAUGACUACCGUGCGCGAAACCCUCAUCGACUUGGCCAUUGUGCCCAUCAACGAGCAGUUUGACGCGCUCCAGGUGGCUUUGAACAGCGAGCCGCCAGCGCUGGCAACCAACACUGAGUUGACGGCCCUCCGCAGCAUGGUGGCAGCGCUUGACAUGAAGGCCUUGUACUGGCCAAAAUCGAGCGCCGUUGCGGCAGACAGCACUUACUCAGCCAUGCUGCAAGCCUACGAGCUGGUGUCCCUGAGCUGCGGCAACACCACCCUGAGCACCGCCCUGCCGAGCCCCCUGGGCGGCGUUCAGGUGGCCGGCAUGGAUGCCAUGGUCAGGGAUGGCUUCACGCUAGAGGGCAACGCAGUGCCUCCUGUGGGAGACUUCACCAGUGCAAUGGUGUGGACAUGCCCAACAACACUCACAGCCACCUGUGACGUGUCUCUGACAACACAGGAGCAAGACGCCUGCAAUGCCGCCAAGAACUUUGUGGUGGAUAAGAAGUUGGCUUUGGUGAAUUCCCCGUCUGCGUUCAAGUGCAAGUACAUGCAGAAGCCCGGCUUCCCGGCGAACACGCCCUGCAAACCGGGCGACAUGACCCAGGAUGGCAGUGGCAAUUGGCAGAACGUUUGUGCGGACAGCAACAACCAAGUCACCUUCUUCGAGCAGACUUGCAGCCUUGCCGAGUACCAGAUGAACCUGCAGGACAUGGAUGCCGAUAUGCUGAAGGCGUUCCAGUACUUGGACUCGACGGUGGCAAGGGUGCUGACGGCAGUCUCCGUUAACUUGGAGCAGGCCGUGCGUGUGGAGGUGAUCUCUCCUUUGCUGAAUUUGCUCAGCUCGUUCGACUGCACCUUCAUGAGGAACUUCUGGGAGGGCUUGACGAGCGCCAUGUGCUACCGCUCCAUGAACGGCUUCCGCAUGAUUGCCAACAGCUACGUGUGGGUUGCCAUCCUGAGCCUGAUCAUCGGCUUGUUGCUGUACGUCCCCUGGAAGUUCUCGAGGGACAACUAUGACGGCCUUCUGCGUGAGGAAGCGCCGGCUAUGCAGGAAUCCUUGUGAGGCGGCUCUUCUCAGACGUGACGCUUGCGGACGCUUGCGGCAAGACCGGCUGUUCGGUCUGUGUGAGGUCUACGUGGGCUUAAUUGUUUCAGAUGUGGCCAGACUGCCACUACCGUGUCAAGACUUGAUGCGGCGCGCUGGGAUCGGCACAUCGAUUCUAGGG